Molecule: messenger RNA, 567 nt
Organism: Funneliformis geosporum
Lineage: Eukaryota; Fungi; Glomeromycota; Glomeromycetes; Glomerales; Glomeraceae
Source: the annotation of a GenBank genome assembly
AUGAUUAUUAAUAAUAAGGAAACUUAUAAACCUGGCUUUUGUUGUCUUUGUGAUGGUAUUGAUUCUGAAAUUCAACUAAAUUCUACUGCUGCGAUUAACAACACAUAUAACCAAAUCCUUAAUAAUAAAACAAAAUAUUCAGAAAUAGUUGUUUUGAGUUUUGAUGAUGAAAUAAUUAUUCAUGAAUUAGUAGAAGAUAUUUUAUUUUUUUCAAUUUUUAUUCAUUUAGAUCAUUUUUUAAUUGUAGUUAGUCAAAUUGGUAUUUCAUCUUGUGAAUGCUAUUAUGAUGCUAUUCCAGGGUAUCUUUCUACAUUUAUGACAAAAUUUCGAGGAAAACAAUCACUUUUUGUACAAUCUAUAAAAGAUAAAUGUUAUUUAGACAUUUAUGAUAAAGAUUUUAUUAAUAAAUACCAUAAUGAAGAGAUUACUUCUAAUGAAAUCUGGAAAACUAUUCAAAUUCUUAAAAAAUAUGAUGGGGCGGAGUUAUUUGGAAUUACCAAUUCAUAUGUUCAAAAAGAAUUAUGCAAGUUGAAAAAGAAUUCAAUUAUGUGUAUGAGUAAUCAAUAG